This is a messenger RNA of Exophiala spinifera, 1809 nucleotides long. RefSeq lists its product as uncharacterized. Gene Ontology annotation, cellular component: endosome. The transcript is spliced from 4 exons. The record is from RefSeq and is a predicted model, not a curated record. Gene Ontology annotation, biological process: retrograde transport, endosome to Golgi; protein retention in Golgi apparatus. NCBI's taxonomy places the organism in Eukaryota, Fungi, Ascomycota, Eurotiomycetes, Chaetothyriales, Herpotrichiellaceae. The coding region runs from base 1 to 1809 and encodes 602 amino acids. Gene Ontology annotation, molecular function: phosphatidylinositol binding.
AUGGAUAUGGACUCUCCUUGGGACGACCUAGACGUCCCCUCUAAAUCACACGCCGAGGCGCAAGAAUCAACGAGCUCCACGAAAGAUAGUACCGCUCCUGGUAUGACCCAUGCCGCAGUCCAAGAUACACCUGCUGAUUCCAAUGCUCCAACAGGCUCGUCGACUCCUUCGAAAUCUACCACCAGCGGACCCCGACCUUCCUCAUCUCGAAAGAUACCUGCACGCAAGAUCGAAGUUCAACCUACAAAGCUUGAAGCCGUCGACGAUUCGCUAGAUCCGCUGGGGCCUCUGGGGGCAGAGCCAACACCUGCAACUCCCUCGAUACAUGCAGACCAGGCUCCGACGCCGCCCAGGAAAGAGCUCAGCGCCAAAGUGAAUCGACCGCCCUCUGCUCCCUCACCAGGCUUCCCCGGUUCGGAAUACGAAGAUGGUCCCCUUCCCGUGGGGAGGACAAAAGGUCCACCACCGGUACAGCCCCAGGCCCAGGCCCCUGGUGCGGUCCGUCAGACACAACCUAGCAUGAGCGUGGAGCAGGCAGCGAAACCGACGUUUGAUAUUUUGGUCGGAGAUCCGCACAAGGUUGGAGAUUUGACUAGCAGUCAUAUUGUCUACCAAGUCCGGACAAAGACGACGUCGAAAGCGUACAAACAGCCCGAGUUCGCAGUCUCCCGGCGUUAUCGAGACUUCCGGUGGCUCUACAAUGCACUGCACAACAACAACCCUGGGGUAGUGGUUCCUCCGCCUCCAGAGAAGCAAGCCGUCGGUCGGUUCGACAGCGAAUUUGUCGAGUCUCGCCGGCAAGCUUUAGAACGAAUGUUAAACAAGAUUGCUGCACAUCCGAUUUUGCACCAUGAUGCGGAUCUCAAAAUCUUCCUCGAAAGCGAAGCCUUCAAUAUUGACGUGAAGAACAAGGAGAAUCGAGAGCCCGACUUGGGACAAAACAACAAGGGCAUGCUAAGUUCUUUGGGUAUCAAUGUAGGCGGAUCAAGUGGAAAGUUCGUCGAGCAUGAUGAUUGGUUCCACGAUCGUAAGAUCUACCUGGAUGCUUUGGAAAAUCAGCUGAAAGCUUUGCUCAAGGCGCUGGACACGGUAGUGGCGCAAAGAAAGGGCCUGGCUGAAGCUGCCGGGGAUUUUGCGGUGUCUCUGAAUAACCUAGCGAUGGUCGAACUGUCGCCAAUCUUCUCCGGGCCAGUACAAGGUCUCGCGGAUCUGCAGAGUCGAAUCCGGGAACUGUACGAGAGACAGGCUCAGCAAGACAUUUUGACUCUAGGCAUAACGAUCGACGAGUACAUUCGCCUGAUCGGAAGUGUGAAGCAAGCUUUUUCGCAGAGGCAAAAAGCAUUCCAUUCCUGGCAUGCUGCCGAGAGCGAGCUUGCGAAGCGCCGAAGCGCCCACGAGAAGUUGCUUCGACAGGGCAAAAGUCAGCAAGACAAACUCAACGAGGUCAGCGCUGGCGUUAGUGAUGCCGAGAAAAAGGCGCACCAGGCACGAUUAUUGUUUGAAGAUAUGGGACGUCUUAUGCGCGGAGAGCUGGAGAGAUUCGAGAGAGAGAAAGUGGAGGAUUUCAAGAGUGGUGUCGAGACAUUCCUUGAGGGAGCUGUGGAGGCCCAAAAAGAGCUGAUCGAAUUGUGGGAAACUUUCUUAUUACAGAUGGACGCCGAAGAAGAGGCAGCAAUCCCUCCAAAGGCUCAGUCAACUGCAAGUGAAUCAGCGGCAACAGCAGGCCCAGAUGUGUCAGCACCUCCUGAAGAUAGCACGCAGGGCACACCAGCCACGGCGACUGACGUAGCACUGGAGCAAGAUGCUUGA